UAGUUCGUGAACAUGGAUCAGGUGAUCUCGAGGAGUCUAUAACAGCUUCCUGGGGAGAGGGAAUGGAGUUCACUUCCAUCUAUGAGAAGUUUGCAUUCCAUCUCAGUUCACCUCACGACGACGGUGAGGGAAAGAUAUUGCAAGUCUUGUCACGUCAUGCCCUUGCCUUCUUAGAGAGAGAAACUUCCCUAAAACUACAUCGACUCAUGGCUGCGAAUCAUCCAAAAGGCUGGGAGCAUCAGCCAUACGGCAAGACGCUUAUAUCUCUGACAACGUAUGAUAGCUCAGACACAGCUUUGAGAACGCUGUCGGUUCUCUUGAAUUGUAUGCGGGAUCCUUUUAUGCCUGCAGCCCUCGCCGAAAGGCACUUGUCUUGUCUCAUGCGUAUUGGAGGUAUAUUACUCUCACCUGAGAACACGAUUGUGCAGGUGCAUGGCUUGGAUCAAUAUCCUUUCUUUACUGUCCAACAUACAGUCCAGUAUCACGCAAUGGGAUAUAUCGACACGAGAACUGAUAGACUUUUGGCAUAUUUAUUGGAGAUCGCAGAGGGCCACGAACGCCAACAAUCACAAGAGAAAGCUAACGGUGGAGCGAUCUAUUGGCAGCUCAUUUUAAGCCUGAAGCUCGUACUGUUACAUCAUACUAUGGCAAGUUCCACAGCGUCAAGACCAGGAUAUCAAUAUGCGGAAAGCCUCGCCUCCCUAGUGAACUAUGUAUCACAGAACAAAUGGUACCACGCCGGUUUUCCUCACAGAUAUGCUGAUUAUCUGGUGUGCACGACCGACAACAAGAUGCAUAUCGAAGACUUUAUCCUCGCUUGUCGCACGUUAUCGCAACCUCCACUCUGUCCAAGUGAAUUAGGCACUAUGGAUCGGACAUUGUGCUUGGAAACAGCGGUCGCAGUGCUGCAGGCGCAUCGUCGGGAAAUCGAUUUGUCUACUGCAGGAACAAAAUUAGUGGAAGAGCUUAUGAGCGAGUGGGUAGAGGAUCCUGAUGGUGCUCUGCGCUGGCUCGCGUUGACUUGGCGCAAAAAUUUAGCUACUCGGGGGUGAUGAUGUGAUUUGCAUCGUAAUAGUUGAAAUGCUUCAAUAUCAUGAUAUUAAUUCUCGACGCAAGCUAUAUUAUUCCGUUUGACCCGACAGGGGGUGGCUGCUGUCUGUCAUUCUCCCGGAUUUAGAAUCCCUGAAGGAUGAGCGCGAGAAACUUUACCGUCAAGGCGGCAGAGAUGCUUUCCAAAGGUGCUGGAUGGCGCUGCUGUCCAGUCAAGGCGGGAAGAGACUGGAAAACAGGACAUUUCCCCCUUUUUGACCUUCAUCGGAACCUCAAGAAACAUGAAGAUGCUCUUAGCUUGGACGGCCCGGUAGAUUCCUAUCUAGAAUUGACGUUACUACACGUCCAGACACAUCUGGAACUUGAAGAUCACGAUGAUUAUUAUGACUGGCACCCACUCGGCUGCAGGAACGAAGUUGGUUGAAGAAUCACUGAACGAGUGGAAGGGAGAGUCUGACA
Molecule: messenger RNA, 1509 nt
Organism: Serpula lacrymans var. lacrymans S7.9
Lineage: Eukaryota; Fungi; Basidiomycota; Agaricomycetes; Boletales; Serpulaceae
Exons: 2
Coding region: 63-1052 (329 amino acids)
Source: RefSeq, a predicted model, not a curated record